Stylophora pistillata is the source of this 3037-nucleotide messenger RNA. RefSeq lists its product as uncharacterized. NCBI's taxonomy places the organism in Eukaryota, Metazoa, Cnidaria, Anthozoa, Scleractinia, Pocilloporidae. Gene Ontology annotation, molecular function: RNA helicase activity; nucleic acid binding; ATP binding. The record is from RefSeq and is a predicted model, not a curated record.
UUCACGUGUCUGAAGUUUUCUAAGUGUUUAGACUGGACAACAAGACAUUAGAAAAGAUAACAUUUUAAGUUUCUCUUUGGGAACUUACUAUGGAUAGACACAUAAAACAGAAGAAGAAGAAACUGCUCAAGCGAAAAAUGCGUCCCAGUGAUAAAGUGAUCGAAAAAGUUGCAAGGGCUAAGAAUGUCAAGGGGAAAAAGAAAAAUCGAGGAAUAAAUGUAUCUGAUGGAGAAACGAAGACGCAAGGUUUUAAUGUCUCAGACAAAGAAUCGCUUUCCAAAGAUACUGAUACUAGUGUGCUGUCAAAUAGUGAUGGCUUGGAGCCUCCUGUAGCAAAGAAGAAGAAAAACUCCUAUGAAAGUGUUAGCUUACUGCAAGAUACUGAUACUGUGCUGUCAAAUGGUGAUGGCUUGGAGCCUCCCAAUGGAAAGAAGAAAAAUUCCUAUGAAAGUGUUAGCUUGCCAGAAGAUGUUUUAGUUCCAGAUAGUACAGAGUUUCAGUCCCUGAAAGAAUUUAUGAGUGAGAAGACACUUAAUGCAAUUACUGACAUGGGCUUCACUAACAUGAUGGAAAUCCAGCACAAAAGUAUUGUACCACUGCUCAAGGGAAGGGAUUUGCUAGGAGCUGCCAGAACUGGCAGUGGAAAAACUCUGGCAUUUCUCAUCCCAGCAGUGGAACUGCUGUACAAGCUGAGAUUUAAGCCAAGAAAUGGUACAGGAGUGAUUAUAAUCUCACCAACAAGAGAGCUGUCUCUUCAGACCUAUGGUGUGGCAAGGGACUUGCUCAAAUACCACAAUCACACAUUUGGGAUUGUCAUGGGUGGAGCCAAUCGCAAGGGUGAAGCAGAUCGCCUGCAGAAGGGUGUCAAUUUACUCAUUGCCACCCCUGGAAGGCUGCUGGAUCACUUACAAAAUACACAAGGUUUUAUUUUCAAGAAUCUCCAGUGUCUGAUCUUAGAUGAAGCUGACAGAAUCCUGGAAAUUGGCUUUGAAGAGGAAAUGAAACAAAUUGUCAGACUUUUACCCGUUCGCAGGCAGACAGUUUUGUUUUCAGCCACUCAGACAAGGAAUGUUGAGGAACUUGCUCGUGUUUCUCUCAAUAAGUCUCCACUCUAUGUGGGCGUUGAUGAUCACAGUGAGACUUCAACUGUUGAGGGCCUUGAACAGGGAUACAUUGUGGUUCCUUCAGAGAAACGUUUCCUAGUGUUGUUCACUUUCCUGAAAAAGAACAGAAAUAAGAAGGUUAUGGUGUUUUUUUCAUCCUGUAACUCUGUCAAGUACCACUAUGAACUACUGAACUACAUUGAUCUGCCAGUGGCUCACAUUCAUGGAAAGCAAAAGCAACAAAAACGUACCACAACGUUUUUUGAGUUUUGCAAUGCUACUUCUGGAACUUUGUUGUGUACAGAUGUGGCUGCUCGGGGACUGGAUAUCCCGGAAGUGGACUGGAUUGUUCAGUUUGACCCCCCUGAUGAUCCCAAGGAGUACAUUCACAGAGUGGGAAGAACUGCUCGUGGAAAUGAGGGGCGUGGUCAUGCCUUACUUCUCUUAUUACCUGAGGAGCUUGCUUUUCUAAGAUAUCUCAGGCAGGCCAAGGUUCCCCUCAAUGAAUAUGACUUUUCAGCAUCAAAAAUAUACAACAUUCAAUCCCAGCUGGAAAAACUGGUGGAAAAGAACUACUACCUGCAUAAAUCCGCUCGGGAAGCCUACAGAUCGUAUUUACAGGCGUACGCCUCACAUCAACACAAGAGCAUUUUUAAUGUGAACGCUCUCGACCUUCAAAGAGUAUGUCCUGCCUUUGGCUAUGUGGUCCCUCCACGAGUGAAUCUUAAUGUCCACAGUAGUAAAGGAGAGAGAAUUCAGAGACGCGGGGGCGGCGGAGGGUUUGGUGGGGGAUACAAAAGCUCCAAGUUACAACAGAAAGCCAAGAUAUUUAAAAAGAAAACCGGCGAUUCGAGACAGUUCACCAGAUAAAAACGGAAAGUUUAUGGCGUCCACUUCUGAAUAAAGUAUAAAUUUGAGCAUUUCCUUGUCUCUAAUAGGAAUGAUACACUCGUAAGCUAUGUACGCUGCAGAGUGUAUUCAAGAAGCAAAUUAUUUAUUUGAGACAUGAGAAUGCAGGGGAACUAUACUGAAUGAUUAGUUUAAAUUUCGAAUCGUUUUCUACGACAGGCAAAACUAACUCGAACCAAGAAAAAAACCCAAAAUAUCAGUUUAGUAAGAUAGGAAAAUACCAAAAAAUAAAAAGAGUGAGUCGAAGAGGAGAGAGAGGAAGAUUAUGGAAGGAAAAGAUUGACAGGGGUAGCAAGUAACUAGCUCUUUCAUGAUAGACAAACCAUGAACUCUUUUCUGCUUCAUGUUUAUAUGUUCCUGCAUACCGACUCAGCCAGGCCUUAGAGCAGAACUUCAUUUAUAUACUUAAAUGUAUUAUAUCACUUUUUUCAGCUUUCCACAACGCAGCUUAUCGCGCAGGCGAGUAUUGUUUUGAGCAUACACGUUCAAGCCCUCGCGCGUGAACUACAUUUUGUAGAUUUCAUAAUAAACCGGAAGCAUCUUGGAUAGGGGGCUCUGCUGGCGCGCUUUGCGUGCUUAAACUCCGCUAGAGACGUCAGCAAUACUAUCGUUAUUCUUUUCUUAUUUUUACAGGCAACUAGAUAUUUGUUAGUUUCAUACCUAGGUAGACUACAGCUUGGUUCCCAUAACGUCCUCAUCAAGUGCUAUGUCAUUGUGACAUGCUCUUACUUUUGUCUCACUUGUCGAAAAGGUUGCGUCGUUACCUUUGAUUACAACUAUCUCCGUGUUCAUUUCGGCUCGCUUUCUGACACAGCUGAAAGCCAUUGCUUGUCGAAACUCAGGAAUUCUCAGUGCAUACAUAACCGGAUUUAUAAAAGCAUUAGAGCAAUUAAGAGCAAAAGUAAUUACGAACCAUCUUGUUGUUACUGAAACACUCUCAUUCAGGAGAGUGGAUGAAAUAAGCAGAGGGAUCCAGCAAAGCAAAGUAACAAAGGAAGCGAACAUUAAAGUCUUUGUCAAACGAA